AAGGAAUUAUCUGCUUUUUUAUUCUUACCCCGCAUUAAAUCGUUGUUUUUCGUUUCUUUUAAUCCUGCCAGAAAGAUAUCUCCUCCUUUCUUUUGUGUUUACAUGUUACUCCCUACCCCUCCACUUAAUUCUCCCGUUGAAUCUUCACCCUUUUUUGCCUCUAAUGAAACAAGUUCAUGGCUGCUAUAUAUCUUGACGGAUUCAGCAUUACCAACUGGCGGUUUUGUUGCUUCUUCAGGCUUGGAAGCAAGCUGGCAAGCAGGGCUAGUAGACCAGAAAAACCUACCAGAUUUCGUUCUCUCAUCCGCUCAUAAUUAUGCCUCCAACACAAACUGCUUUGUCAAAGCUGGCUAUGAAGCGUUAUCGCAAGAUAACCCGUUGGACUAUCUGGAAGAAAUGGACAGUGUUUGUGAUGCAGUGAUGGUCGGCAAUACAGUAGCACGAAGAGCAUCCUUAGCGCAAGGCAUUGCUAUGCUAACUCUUUAUCUGAAAUGUUUUGUGGAGGAUCCUAUUGUUGACAGCAAAAUACAGAACAAGAUCAAUAAGGAACAUGUACAGAUUGUGAAGCAGUGGAAGAAUAAAAUUCGAGCAGAAAAGGUGGAUGGUCAUUUUGCUGUUUGCUAUGGACUUGUUUGUCGAUGUUUAGACGUAGAUUUAGGUACAUUUUGAUUUGGAAGUGUAGAAACAAACACACAUGAUAAGCUUGUGAGCCCUGUAUAAAUAACAAUAAUCCUCUUUUUAUCUAGAAAAUACUCUGC
This is a messenger RNA of Mycotypha africana, 758 nucleotides long. RefSeq lists its product as uncharacterized. Gene Ontology annotation, molecular function: nickel cation binding. Bases 103 to 669 code for a protein of 188 amino acids. The record is from RefSeq and is a predicted model, not a curated record. The transcript has a single exon. NCBI's taxonomy places the organism in Eukaryota, Fungi, Mucoromycota, Mucoromycetes, Mucorales, Mycotyphaceae.